Messenger RNA from Saccostrea cuccullata (small rock oyster), 3536 nucleotides. Its product is annotated as ATP-dependent DNA helicase RecQ-like. Bases 186 to 1520 code for a protein of 444 amino acids. The record is from RefSeq and is a predicted model, not a curated record. Gene Ontology annotation, cellular component: nucleus; cytoplasm; chromosome. Gene Ontology annotation, biological process: double-strand break repair via homologous recombination. NCBI's taxonomy places the organism in Eukaryota, Metazoa, Mollusca, Bivalvia, Ostreida, Ostreidae. The transcript is spliced from 3 exons. Gene Ontology annotation, molecular function: 3'-5' DNA helicase activity; four-way junction helicase activity; ATP binding.
UUUUGUGUCCAUUCUAUUUCCACAAACCCGUGGCUGCGUGAGGCAAAAUUCUCUCGUUCUCAUGAAUAUUCAUAAAAGCUUUUAACCAAUGAUAUUCCCUUCUGAAGGAUUCUGUCAGAAGGAGCCAGAAGGAGUCUGUCCAAUGAGAAUUAGCGUUGUUAGUCGCAGUCGGCAUUACUCGCAAAAUGGCGGAAGAAGUAAAACGUGUGUUUGGCAUUGAAAGUUUCACAGAUUUGCAAUCCGAAACCAUUAAAUAUCUAUUGGGUGGUCAAGAUGUUUUCCUUUCCAUUCGAACCGGUGGUGGCAAGUCUUUGACUUACCAAGCAUUUCCUAUGUUUUGCCAAGCCGAACCAUGCCAAGUCUUGAUAAUAAGUCCAUUGUUGUCCAUUAUGAAAGAACAGGUUUCCUAUCUUAAUUCAUUGGGGUUGUGUGCAGAUUACAUUCACAAGGAAUGUGAUAGGACAUCAAUAGAAACAGGCAAAACAACCUAUGUAUUCACAUCCCCUGAGGCUAUUUUAACUGACGACAUGUGGAGGAGCAUCCUUAUUGAGUCUACAAGUUUCAAACUAUUUGUGGUUGAUGAAGCACACAUGGUGAUCAAUUGGGGUGAAGGUUCUGGUAAAGAUGAGCCAUUUCGGGAAUGGUUUGGUAGGAUUGGGGAAGUCAGGUCCCUUAUAUCAUGUCCUGCCCUUGUAAUCACAGCCACAGCCAGCAGAUCAAGUCGAAGAAAACUGAGGAAGAAGCUUGCUCUUGUCAAUUAUCAUGACAUUGUAGAAAGUCCAGAUAGGGAAAACAUUAAACUCUUUGUCAAUAAGGUCAAGGUCAAUGAGAAAAUUAGUUUUACCUUUUCUUGGCUGAUCAGCAUGGUCAUGGAUCAGGCUAUUGAUUGUCCACGACAUAUUAUAUUUUGUCCAAGCAUAAAGUUGUGUGCAGAAGUGUAUUGUGCGUUCAAAGUCUGUUUAAAUGAAUACAUUAGUUAUAUUGAAAUGUUUCAUUCUUGUACAACAGAUCAGGUUAAAGAGGAAAUAAGAGAGGAUAUGGAUAAAGAGGAUGGGCAUAUUAGGGUACUUAUUGCAACCAGUGCUGCAGGAAUGGGUGUAAACUAUAAAAAUGUUAAUAAUGUUAUUCAUUAUGGACCACCCAAAGAUUUGGAUGGCUUCAUGCAACAGUUAGGGCGUGCUGGUAGGGAUGGCACACAGUCUUAUGAAUUACUUUUUUACAGUAGUAGACAUCUACGUAAGUUAGAUAUUGAUAUGCUUGAUUAUGUAAAGAACAUAGAAAUGUGUCGUAGAAAAAAAUUGUUAGAAUCUUAUAAUUCUGUUCCUAGUGCAGAUUUAGUGAAACAUUUAUGCUGUGAUGUUUGUGAUAAGCAGUGUGAUUGUAAUGAAGAAAAUUGCAAGUCCUUUAAACACAUGUAUUUCAUUCAUAAAUCUGAAAUAGAUAUAGAAAGUUCAAGUGAAUCCAGUGAGGAUUAUAGUUCAGAUACAUCAAAGAAUUUAAGUGAAUCUGAAAGUGAUUAAGAGUAAAAAUGUAUCUAUGUACCUGUAGUACUAUAAUUGUUCUAAAAAUUGUAUUAAAUUGUUAUUCAUUAUGGACCACCCAAAGAUUUGGAUGGCUUCAUUCAACAGUUAGGGAGUGCUGGUAGGGAUGGCACACAGUCUUAUGAAUUACUUUUUUACAGUAGUAGACAUCUACGUAAGUUAGAUAUUGAUAUGCUUGAUUAUGUAAAGAACACAUGUUAUUCAUUAUGGACCACCCAAAGAUUUGGAUGGCUUCAUGCAACAGUUAGGGCAUGCUGGUAGGGAUGGCACACAGUCUUAUGAAUUACUUUUUUACAGUAGUAGACAUCUACGUAAGUUAGAUAUUGAUAUGCUUGAUUAUGUAAAGAACAUAGAGAUGUGUCGUAGAAAAAAACUGUUAGAAUCUUAUAAUUCUGUUCCUAGUGCAGAUUUAGUGAAACAUUUAUGCUGUGAUGUUUAUGAUAAGCAGUGUGAUUGUAAUGAAGAAAAUUGCAAGUACUUUAAACACAUGUAUUUCAUUCAUAAAUCUGAAAUAGAUAUAUAGAAAGUUGUUAUAGUUGUAUAAGAAAUUCAUUAAAUUUAUAUAGUUGAGGAUGGAAGAUAACUUCACUAUAUCCGUAAAUUCGCAAUAUCCAUGUUUGUACUAAGCGAGUUUUGCUGUACAUGUAAGUCAGGCCAAGCUUAAAAAAAAAUUGUUUGCAGUUGCGGACUGAUAAUUUUUUGAGUGAGUAGAUAGCGGUUCUUUUUUUAUUAUUAAACUUUUGGAUAUUUGUUACGCAUUGAGUAAUAGAGCUUUUCAUAGCCCUACUUUACAAGAAAAAUCUUUACACUUUAACACAGAUUGAUAUUAACAUGAAAACAUUUUCCAUAAAAUGGAAAUGAAUUUUAAAAUAUUUAAAUAUUUAAAAAAUGGCAAAAAAAGUUUGAGUCAGGUGCAUUUUCAGUGGGUCAGUAGGCAAUUGCAAACAAUAUUUUUUUUUAUUUUUGGCCUCACAUUAGUAACAAUGUAUUAUCCUUUAAUUGGUUGCAAUAAGUACCUUGUCACUCGUGUGACACAGUAGUUAGAGCGUCUGCUUUAGAGUCGCGAAAUAAAGAGUUGAUCCUUACAUCGCCAUUGAUAGAUGUAAGAUCCACUCACUACAUAACAAUUAUAUAGCAAGUGUGUGAGCGGAUCUAACAUCUAAUUUUAAUAAGACUGCAAUUGCCGAGCAUAUGACAAAAUUUGCAGCUCUCCACCCGCAAGUGGUAUUGUUUCCAUAUGAGUGAAAAACUCUUGAGAGGGACGUUAAACAACAAACAAUCAAUCAAGGGUUAAGAACCCUAAUAUAUCCUUCCUCUUUUUCCAUAUCCUCCCAUACUAUGUUUGUAGAUGUUUACAGAAGUCUUUUUUUUUUUUUUUAAUUUGUUGUAUUGAUAUAGUACAACUCUGUUUGACAAUGUUUUAUCACUUUUAUGUCAAUUUUGCAUUAUAUUUAUAAUCAAGAGGCCCAGUGGCCUUAUAGGUCACCUGAGUAUCAUGCAACAACAUUAUGACAAUUGAAUUUGAUUCAUGUUAAAUAGUGUUUAAUCCGGAGGCCAUGAAAUUCACAAUUUUGAAAGAGGCACCAUUACUUAUCAUAAUUUUGCACUCGGCAUGCUUACUUUGGUUACCAAUACCCAGAGAUAGAUCAGAGUAACAAAGAGAAAAUGCAUUUCUACUUUUUAUCAGUUGUCCACCCCAUCCCACAGGAACCACUGACCCUCAGCCACAUCUUCCAUUUUUUUUGGAAAUUUUAUUUCAUCAUGUUGAUUAAUACUAAAUUGCAGAUUUGAAAGCAUUAAAUUAUUUUCAGACCAUGUACAAGAAGCCCUGACCCAGGGGCCCUAAAAUUCACAAAUCUCAGAGGCAUCCUAUGCACUUGGUUACUUUAUUUAAUGCCCAUAAACAGAAAAGAAGCUAUUUGCUAAAUUUUGGUUCAAGCUGAAAAUGUUCAAAUGUUGAUGCACCUGAGUUCUAAAAAUCAUGUACAACUGUAA